AUGAAUGUGUUGUGGGUCAUACUGCUUCUUCUUCAUCGAGGAUACACACUUACUCCAGUAACUACAGUUCAACUCGGUGAACCUGCAACUUUACUAUGUGACCUGCCUAAGACCGUGUACCGCCGUAGAGUCGACUGGUACAAGCAGAGUCCUGGAGACUCUCUGCAAAGGAUUUGGACAGUGAAGGACUCUGCAGCAGCUGUCUUUGCACCUGAGUUUGAAAACUCAAAAUGGGAUGUUAAGUAUGACAAGAAUCUGAGCAAACUGACCAUUUUGAGGACAAGACAAGAGGACGAGGGAAUGUAUCACUGUGGAUUCACAGCGUGGCUCCAAGAUACCAAAUGGACUGCGACAUAUUUGUUAGUAAAAGGAAACACCCAGAGAACAUCGAACUAUUCUGUUGUUCAAGAGAAGAUAGCAACUCCAGGAGGCUCAGUCACUCUUCAUUGUUCACUCCUCUCUAAUUUUGAUAACAAGACGUGUUCUGGAGGUCUCAGUAUGUUCUGGUUUAGAGAAGGAUCAAAUCCAUCUCAUCCUAGCAUCAUCUACACUGAUGGAAACAGACAUCAUAAAUGUGGGAAUAGCUCUGCGACUCAGCAGAGUUGUGUUUAUCAGUUCAAUAAAAGUAUUAGCUCCUCAGACGAAGGGACUUACUAUUGUGCUGUGGCCACAUGUGGGAAGAUAUUGUUUGGAAAAGGAACUAAACUUCAAGUUCCAGAAUGCAGCGUGUGGUCACAGACGGCCACUACAGUUAUUUUUCUGCUGUGUCCUGUACUGGUUCUGAUUGUUAUUGCUGUCCUCGCUUACACAAUCAAGAAAACCAACAGUGAUUAUUGCAAAGUUGUGUUUACGAUGAUGAAGGCUGACAAAUAUAAAAGACAGGAUGCAGUGAAGCGGCAGCAGAUCUACAUGGUUGUCAAGGCUUUUGGACUGGAUUAG
This is a messenger RNA of Neolamprologus brichardi, 939 nucleotides long. NCBI's taxonomy places the organism in Eukaryota, Metazoa, Chordata, Actinopteri, Cichliformes, Cichlidae. The record is from RefSeq and is a predicted model, not a curated record.